UUUGAUUAAUAUAGUAUUAAUUAUUUUAUCUCUAAUAUUUCUAAUAUUUUAAAUGAACGAUAGUUCCGAUCUAGUCUCAGGGCAAUUCACUGAUACUUCUGCGUUCGAUCUUGAGCUUGCCAAGCAAGAAAGUAUUCAGUGGAUAGAAUCUGUUUUACAAGAAAAGUUUGCUACGAAUGAGGACUUUCAUUCAGGAUUAAAAGAUGGGCAAAGGCUUUGCCGCUUUAUUAACUGCAUAAAACCUAAUUCUGUUAGACGCAUUAAUAAAAGCCAUGCACCCUUUCCUUCCAUGGAAAAUUUGCAAUCCUUUCUAGAUGCUUGCCGCGCUAUUGGACUAAAGGAUACUACCUUGUUUUCAGCCAACAGUUUUUAUGAAGGUGUUGAUGCAGAAACUGGAGGGCAAAAAGUUCUAGAUGCUGAGCGAAGACAAAAAAUUUGGGACAAGAUUUUGAGAGAUGUUUGCAUUAACAUUUAUUGGUUAGGUAUAGCCGUCAGAGCUAUGCCCGGUUAUAAAGGCCCACAGUUGAAUUUAGCCGCUUUUGAGAAACUAUGCUGUCUACGUUGUAAGAAAGGGAUAUCUGAUGACAAGUAUGUGAAUGCCCAGGGAAAACCUUUUCAUAACGAAUGCUUUUUUUGCGAUACUUGCUCUAAAAAUCCCUGUGAUCCUAACGAAAAUUUCAAGUGGGACUCUUCGGAUUCUCACUUCUCAUGUGCAAAGUGCCGUUGUAAAAAAUGCAAAGAAUGUGUUAAACCAGGAAAAUACCGUGCUUUGGACGAUGGUCCGGUUUCAGCCUGCGAUAAGAUUUGUCCUAGUUGCGAUAAAGAAAACCAAUGCUCAGGCCAGUCCUGCAAGAAUAUUAUUGAUCCUAAAAACCAUUUUGUGUUUAAUUCAAAAAAGUAUUGCCCUAACUGCGUCUGUUCUGAUGAAAAUUGUAGAAAACCUCUCUAUAAUAAAACCUAUGGGGUCGUUGACGGUAAGAAGUAUUGCCCCGAUUGUCUCUGUAGUAAUUGCCGCUCUUUGACUGGAACCGACUUUUUAGAAAAGGGUGGUAAGAAAUAUUGCCGAAACUGUUAUUGUGCUGAUGAAGAGUGCCGAAAGCCCUUUGUCGAUAAUAUGUUUAAAGAGUGCGACGGAAAAAGAUACUGCCCAAACUGCUUGUGCGCCACCUGUAACUCUCCUGCUGGCCCCGAGUCCGUCACUAUCAACGGCAAGAAAUACUGCCCUAACUGCGUAUGUGCCGAUAAAAAUUGUAAACGGCCUUUGGAUAUACCCAAUGAUCUUUACAAAGUCGUUGAUGGAUCAAAGUAUUGCCUUGAUUGCAUGUGCCACAGGGAGGGUUGUGAAAAGUACGCUGGGGAAGAUCCAGCAAUAUACGAUGGAAAGAAGUAUUGUAAAGACUGUUUGUGUGCCGAUAGUGAAUGCAGAAAGCCUUUAGUUUCUGGAGAAUAUACUCUUGCUCCGAAAACUGGAGAAUUUGGGGAUAAUGAUAAAGUUUGUAAAGAUUGUUUGUGUGCCCUUUGCAGACAGUAUGUUGGAAAACAUGCAGCUUUUAGAAAACGCGGUGAGAAAUUUUGUAGCAACUGUAUCUGCUGUAGUUGCAAAGUGCCCUUAAGGGAGCAAAUGCAGCCUUGCAAACCUUGUAAAAACAAUCCUCAGAAUAAGACAUACUGUAAGAACUGUAUUUGCGCAAAAUGUGAUGCUGCGUUAUCCCGCAAAGACAAAAGAAGUUUAUUUGGAGGAAGCCAGUACUGUCGCCAAUGUAUCUGCUCUUUGUGCGAUAAACCUCUUAUAGGCAAGCGCGCGGAAGCCUCUGUUCCAUAUAAGAAUGGCACUGCCUGCGUAGAGUGUCAGUGCAAUUCUUGCUAUGCGCCAAAUAAGAGCGAGAAUUUGAAGAAAUAUGGCCCUGGAAAGUAUUGUAAAAACUGUGUGUGCUCUGAAUGCGGAAAACCUUCAACCUUUAAACGCUCUAUUAACUCGAUAGAUGGAAGAUUGCUUUGUGACGAUUGUCUUUGCUACGCUUGUAAGUCUCCUUUAGAGAAUGGCGUUAAGUUUGGAGAUUACUCUUACUGUAAGAAGUGUGUUUGUGGUAAGUGUCACUCCCCACUUGAUGAAGACACCAAGGUCGUAAAAGGCCCCAGAGCUUUCUGUCCUCGUUGUGUAUGUUGUCAGUGCUCUACCGUCUUGGACGGAGGCAAGUAUGCCGUGUUUGGCGACAACGUUACUUGUCUUUUGUGCUCCUGCGCUCGCUGUGGUAGACCGAAAAAAUCGUCAAUUGGGACUACCGAAAUAAAGUUUGUAAAAUUUGAUGGAAAGUCUUACUGUGAGCGCUGCUUGUGCGAUUCCUGUGAGAAGCCCUUAACCACGGACGAGGUAGUUUACUGCUCGGCAUGUACUUGUGACUCUUGUGGUUGCCUUUUGGAUGAUGAUGAGGAAAAGUACUGCGAAAAUUGUGGCAGCGAUAAACCGGGAUUUAAAACUAAAGCUCAAAAUCGGGCGGAUAGAAAAGCCAGAAAUAAACCACUUGCUGAUCAAAAAAGUGGAGCGCACAACGUUAUGGCCCCUCACCCAAAAUCCAAGCCAAGUUCUAAUCAACCAAACAGGAAGGCGCCUUUAUCAAACCCCGUACAGCCAUCUGAAGGUGAAGGCAUAUGCUAUACUUGCGGUGAAGAGUUGACUGGUGCUGUGGUUAAGGCGCUUGAUAGAUCGUUUCACAAGCAAUGUCUUGUUUGCUUUGGCUGCAGAACUCCGUUUUCUGGCGGGUUCACUGUGCAUGACGGUAAACCCUAUUGUGAGGUGUGCGCAGGUAAAGCAGCUGGAUUGCCAGAGUGUUUGGAGUGCGGGAAAUAUGUAUCUGGCGCUUAUUUAUCUUUAAAUGAAAAUCUAAACUGGCAUCAGAAGUGUUUUAAGUGUGUUAAUUGCUUAAAGCAACUUAGUUCUGGGGGUUUUACACUCAACCAAGACCGUAAACCCAUUUGUAAGGAUUGUUGUAAUUAG
Molecule: messenger RNA, 2995 nt
Organism: Zophobas morio
Lineage: Eukaryota; Metazoa; Arthropoda; Insecta; Coleoptera; Tenebrionidae
Product: calponin homology and LIM domain-containing protein-like
Exons: 4
Coding region: 53-2995 (980 amino acids)
Biological process (GO): regulation of signaling; regulation of cell adhesion
Molecular function (GO): protein binding
Source: RefSeq, a predicted model, not a curated record